CUGACAAACUUACAAGCUAAUAAACUAACCUCAUCCUUAAAGUAGGUAGAAGAGUUCACUGGGUUGGCUUUUUAAAUAAAACUAGUCCUCUUAUACAAAAGUUAAAAGAUAAGUAACAGUUACGGCUAUAAAACUGUGCUCGCACAGUAUCCAUUUAUAUAAUCCGAAGAAAACCCAUCUUUAAACAACCACUAGACUGUGUUAGCAUGCUAGCUGAGUAAAGAGAGGAACCGUCCCGACGCCAUGUUGACCAAAACAAAAUGGCUGAACAGGAGAUUAGUUGACAAAGUCAGCUGGCUGCAGUUAUAGUUUCUACAGGCUGCUUUUCAGAGGCUAAGGCAAUGCCAUCAUGUGAUGUGUUGAACGUUUAACAAGAAGAGCUAAACUGCACGGUUAAAUACACGGUGAUCAUGAUCAAGUUCCUGCUGAUGGUGAAUAAGCAGGGCCAGACCCGCCUGUCUAAGCAUUAUGAGCAUGUGGACACGGGGAAGAGAGCUGCUCUGGAGGCCGAUGUGGUCAAGGCCUGUCUGUUCAGGAAGAAAGACGAGUGCUCAUUUGUGGAGUAUAAGGACUACAAACUGGUGUAUCGGCAGUAUGCAGCUCUUUUCAUUGUAGUUGGCAUCACUGACAACGAAAAUGAACUCUCCAUUUAUGAGCUCGUCCACAACUUUAUUGAAGUGCUUGACAAGUACUUCAGUCGUGUGAGUGAAUUAGAUAUAAUGUUUAAUUUGGACAAAGUACACAUCAUUCUUGAUGAGAUGAUCUUAAACGGACACAUCGUGGAGACCAACAAGAACCGCAUACUUGCACCACUGCUGGCCUUAGACAAGAUGGCAGAAGGAUGAAUGAAGGAGCUGCACUUAGGAAGCAUGAACUGUAUGAUCAGGAACAUGCACUGUUAAAUAUUCAGUAAUGAUUUCCUCAUUGUGUUGGUAUUUAGAAAUAGUGGCUUUAACUACAGUCAAGACAUUUUAUUAGGUAGAGUAUACGAUAGGGGCUGACAAAUUGUGCACAGCAACAGCACCUCUGUACCCUAUCCAUCGCAUCAUUAGCCCGCACAUUUGAACUGUAUUUGUUCAUAGAACACGCUAAACAUUACAUGGUUCUAUGUGUUCAUGAAACUUGACAACAACUCAAAGCUUAUGACUAAAAUACAAGCACCUGAAUGGAACACACAGCACUAAUCAUACUUUGCAAACAUUUUAAUGAUUAUUUUGGAGCAUACACAUUUGAAAAUAUUUGUUUACUUCAAACUGCAACUUGUGUUAAAUAAAUGUUUAUAAUAUACAAAGAAAAUACAAGGAGAAGCAUAGCUUUUCAUUUUUUCCUUUUCCAAAUGUGCCUUGCACACAACCAGUGUUUUUGUCUCUAUAGCUUUAUUGUAAAAUUACACAAAUGCACUCAGGGAGUCUGAUAAUUUUAGCAGGGUGAUGAAUAUUUGAAACAUACACAGUAACAGCUAGGAGAUGAAGAAAAGAAAAUAGAAGAGGAAGUAAGUGGGGAAAAACAGCA
This is a messenger RNA of Ictalurus furcatus (blue catfish), 1512 nucleotides long. It is a transcript of the gene ap4s1, whose product is annotated as adaptor related protein complex 4 subunit sigma 1. Gene Ontology annotation, cellular component: intracellular membrane-bounded organelle. Bases 411 to 845 code for a protein of 144 amino acids. Gene Ontology annotation, biological process: protein transport; vesicle-mediated transport. The transcript is spliced from 6 exons. NCBI's taxonomy places the organism in Eukaryota, Metazoa, Chordata, Actinopteri, Siluriformes, Ictaluridae. The record is from RefSeq and is a predicted model, not a curated record.